This is a messenger RNA of Larimichthys crocea (large yellow croaker), 2682 nucleotides long. It is a transcript of the gene slc68a1a, whose product is annotated as major facilitator superfamily domain containing 13A. Lineage: Eukaryota; Metazoa; Chordata; Actinopteri; Sciaenidae. The record is from RefSeq and is a predicted model, not a curated record. The transcript has 9 exons. Bases 329 to 1858 code for a protein of 509 amino acids.
UCUCGGCUCUGGGUGGCGCUGUAUCUCUUUGUUUAUCUGCGCCGCCUCUCACGGAUGUGAGUACCCGCCUGACUGACGUGUCUGUCCGCUCGUCGAGCUUCAGUCCGCGGCUGUCGACGACCAGAGGAGCCCGAGCGAGUUAGCUUCCCCUCCACCACCUCCACCAGCACCAACCACCGAGCUACAACACGAGUUAGUCCGGCGUGGUGACCCUCUCCUCACACGGCGCUAUGAUGCGGUGGUGACCCCGGGUCGGCCAGGCCGUGAGAUGAUUGCAGCUUGGCACCGAGAGACAAAGACGGAGCCGAGUGAUUGAGGGAAAAGAAGAAUGGGCAGGAGCGUCUGGGCAUGCUGGCAAGGUGUCCUCUCUACCGCUGUGCUCUACGGCUCUCUGGCCUUGUUUACAUCCAUCCUGCACAAUGUGUUCCUCCUCUACUACGUGGAGACGUUUGUGUCCAUCUACAAGAUCGAUAAAGUCUCCUUCUGGGUGGGAGAGACAAUUUUCCUGAUAUGGAACAGUCUGAACGACCCUCUCUUCGGCUGGCUGAGUGAUCGCUCCUUCCUCAGCUCUCCUCAGUCAGGCUCUCCGAUCACGACCCCAGAGGUGGUGCUAAAGCGCCUGAAGGCCCUCUCCACGAAUGGCCCCCUCUUCGCUCUGUCCUUCCUGGCCUUCUGGGUGGCGUGGGCCAGACCGGGACUACAGUUCCUUCUGUGCCUGUGUCUGUACGACGGCUUCCUCACCAUGGUGGACCUCCACCACAGCGCCCUGCUGGCCGACCUCGCCGUGUCCGCCAGCGACCGCACGCGCCUCAACUUCCACUGCUCCGUGUUCAGCGCUUUGGGCUCCUUCUCCGUCUUUCUGUCUUACUCCUUCUGGGACAAGGAGGAUUUCUACUCCUUCCGUCUCUUCUGUGUGACGCUGGCAGCUUUUUCCGUCUUGGGCUUUUUCUUGGUGUCUCGGCUGCUUCGGUUUCGUUUCCAGAAGGAGGUCCGUCGACAGGAUGAAGCGCAGAUGCUGAAAGAGCUGAGCGUUGGCCACGCUCCACUUACCCAUCCAGAAAGCCCGGUCACCAUCAGACAGUACCUCAAGCAGCUCUCUAAACACAAGAACUUCAUGUGGUUCGUGUCCAUGAACCUCGUUCAGGUGUUUCACUGCCAUUUCAACAGCAACUUCUUCCCUCUUUUCCUGGAGCACCUGCUGUCCGACAAUAUUUCUGCCUCCACAGGUUCAAUCUUACUCGGCGUCUCUUACAUUGCCCCUCACCUCAACAACUUGUAUUUCCUGACACUGUGCCAGCGUUACGGGGUUUACCAGGUUAUCCGCUGGCUGUUUAUGCUCAAGCUGGGACUCAGUGUGGCUAUGCUGCUGGCAGGGGCUGACCACAUUUAUCUGCUGUGCAUCUUCAUCGCGAGUAACCGGGUGUUUACGGAGGGGACGUGCAAGCUGCUGAAGCUGGUGAUUUCCGACCUGGUGGACGAGGACUUUGUGGUCAAUCGGCGUCAGCAGGCCGCCUCGGCGCUCCUCUUCGGGAUGGUUGCCUUGUUGACCAAACCUGGCCAGACGUUCGCCCCUCUGAUCGGCACCUGGCUGCUGUGUGUUUACACAGGUUAUGAUAUUUUUGAGAGGGAACCUGUGAAGGACUCUCUGGUCUCCGUGCCUGACGUUGCCUCCGGCUCAGGGACUCCGCCUCUGCGCCUGGGCUGCUUCUACAUGCUGGUGUUCGUGCCUAUCACCUGUGCCCUGCUGCAGCUGGCUGCCUGGUCUCGCUUCACACUCCACGGCCGCAAGCUGCAAGGGAUCAAGAACCUGAGGCAAGGGGCCCAGCAGGGUCUCCUUAUCGAUGUCAAGGCCAUCUGAACUGAAAAAAAGCUGCACACAGACACUUUUUUUUUCUGUCUCUCACAAGCUCCUUUUUGAUAACGGCUAUGAAGACGACGACGUCUUCACUGUGCAGCCCAGCCUGGUGCACGAGAAUAUGAACCACCACACGACGCUUUGUGUGUUUGUGGACAGUGAAAAAUGCACGACAGGCUGACAGACGUGGUUUAAACUUGCCUUAUUUUUAUAAUAAAAUAUUGACCUAUAUUUAUAUUUGAACAGAUGACCAAAAAAAGUAGAACCAAUCAGUCCUUUUUUUCUUUUUUUUUGGAUGAAGACGGACCAAGGUGACUUCACGUCGCGGUGCGCCAAAGAUGCGGUGGCUUCUUCUUUUUAAAAAUAAAUCUGUUUGUAAAGUAUAUUUGUGGUCUAGAGUGCCGUUGCUGCUCGGUGAUUUGUCCGUAACAUCAGCCUGGUUUUUAAAAAACGAGGCGGUUUAUCAGCUCCAGUUCUGAUUUCUAAUGAAGAAAAUGAAACAAAGACGCAUUAACCUGUUUGUUCAGAGUGCUGCAUGAGAGCUCCACCUCAGAGCUUCUUUACAUUCACACAGAGCGACCUGCCAGUUUGAUGUUGAACUGUAUUUUCUGACACACUCAGUAUUGAUUGUGUUUUCGUUUGCACAAAACUGCCAUUUGUCUGUUUGUACUUCUAACAUUCUGAUCGUGACUUAUUUUAUUUACUGUUAGGUAGGUAGGAAAUGACGCUGAUGAACAUGUUGUCAGUUCUCUCUUUUGUAAUUUUUCAGAUUCUAUAACGAAUGUGUGGCAUUACCACAAAUAAACCUCAUCUAUGUUUAAAGUCAA